This is a messenger RNA of Teleopsis dalmanni, 11511 nucleotides long. RefSeq names its product PHD finger protein rhinoceros (gene rno). NCBI's taxonomy places the organism in Eukaryota, Metazoa, Arthropoda, Insecta, Diptera, Diopsidae. The record is from RefSeq and is a predicted model, not a curated record. The transcript is spliced from 6 exons. The coding region runs from base 63 to 11444 and encodes 3793 amino acids. Gene Ontology annotation, biological process: regulation of transcription by RNA polymerase II.
AAAUAAAAAAAAACAUAUCUCUACUAUCUCUUUCGACAAUAUUUUCUUAAUACCAAUGAAAAAUGUCACAAAGAGGUAAACGAGGUAAUCACCAGCAUCAUCAAAGACUUGAUGUUGAACCACAACCACCACCUACGAAACGGCGUAAAGGUCGACCGCCUAAUGGCGGAGGUGGGACAGGUAGCAUUGGACCUAAUAAUAAUGCUGCCUUAAAUUUUGGAUCAAAUGCAUCUUCUAUAAGCAAUAGUAAUGUAAAUAAUGAGAAUAAUCCGAUAAAUGACGAUGCAACACCAUCAACAAGUACAAAGGUUAUUGCUAGCCAAGGAUCAUCCUCUUCGGUUGCGGCUUGGCAAGCACGUUCUGUUGCAGACAUUAAAAUAUCUAGUAUAUACAAUCGAAGUUCAACGGAAGCGCCUGCUGAAUUGUAUCGUAAGGAUCUCAUUAGUGCAAUGAAACUGCCCGAUUCUGAUCAUUUACAAAACAAUGAGUAUAUUAUUGUUACUGAUCAAUGGAAACAGGAAUGGGAGAAAGGUGUGCAGGUACCUGUGAAUCCCGAUUCGUUGCCGGAACCUUGCGUGGAUGUACUGUCUGAACCACUUGUGCCACCUGCGAACGACUUCAAACUACCGAAAAAUCGUUUCCUGCGCAUUACCAAAGAUGAUACAUACUCACCCGAUAAACAUUGUUUAACGAAUGUAGUAUCAAGAGCGGAAAAUACUUGUGCCUAUGAUAUUGAUCCAGUUGAUGAAGAGUGGUUGAAAAUUUUGAAUUCACAUCGUGCGGUCUAUGGUGCUUUUGCGAUUAAUGAAGCUCAAUUUGAGCGUGUUAUCGAAGAACUCGAAGUUCGAUGCUGGGAACAAAUACAAGUUAUUCUGAAAAGUGAAGAAGGCCUUGGCAUUGAAUAUGAUGAAAAUGUUAUAUGUGAUGUUUGUCGUUCUCCCGACUCUGAAGAAGCAAAUGAAAUGGUAUUCUGUGAUAAUUGCAAUAUAUGCGUACAUCAAGCUUGUUACGGCAUUACAGCUAUUCCAUCAGGUCAAUGGCUGUGUCGAACAUGCUCGAUGGGCAUUAAGCCGGAAUGUAUGCUUUGUCCGAACAAGGGUGGCGCAAUGAAGUCGACUAAGUCGGGCAAACAUUGGGCGCAUGUAUCCUGUGCAUUGUGGAUACCCGAAGUUAGUAUUGGAUGUGUGGAUCGCAUGGAACCAAUUACUAAAAUUUCAAGCAUUCCACAAAGUCGUUGGUCUCUAAUAUGUGUUUUAUGUCGGGAACGUGUAGGAGCAUGCAUACAAUGUUCCGUGAAAAUUUGUAAGACUGCUUACCACGUAACUUGCGCAUUUCAACAUGGUCUGGAAAUGCGUGCUAUUAUAGAGGAAGGUAAUGCUGAAGAUGGAGUUAAGUUACGAUCGUAUUGCCAAAAGCACAGUUUAAGUAAGGGCAAAAAAGAGGGAAAGAAUUCUAAAAAUAAAAAUAGUAAUUCGGCGUACGGCUCCGGUGGCGAGGAUGAAGAUGUUCGUAGGAGAAAAAAUCGAAAAAACGAUAUGACGUCAGAAGAACGUAAUCAAAUAAGAGCGCAACGUUUACAGGAGGUCGAAGCGGAAUUUGAUAAGCAUGUAAAUAUCAAUGACAUUAAUUGUCAUAUUUUUGAUGUCGACGAGGGUGCAAUUGAAUCCAUUUAUAAUUAUUGGAAGUUGAAAAGAAAGUCAAGACAGAACCGGGCUCUGAUUCCACCAAAAUCGGAGGAUGUUGAAAUGAUUGCACGUAAACAGGAGCAGCAGGAUUUGGAAAAUCAUAAAUUAUUUGUACAUUUACGGCAAGAUCUUGAACGAGUCAGAAACCUUUGUUAUAUGGUUAGCAGAAGAGAAAAGCUGUCACGCUCCCUUUUUAAAUUACGAGAGCAAGUAUUUUAUAAACAAGUGCAAGUUUUAAAUGAUGAGAGUUUACGUAAUGGAGAAUCUAAUUCGAAAACUGAAUUCGACGAAUCGUUCAAAAAUGCUGUUAUUUAUGCAAAUGACGGACCUACAUUAUAUGAUAGAUUUUAUUCUUCUUCGAAUAUCAAUACAAUUCCAUCAGAGUGUACGAAUUUGGACUUCAUCACUGAAAAACUACUAGGUAAUGGAAAAGGUAAAAGUUCAAAAAGCAUUGGAAGUAGAACAUUACCAUCAAUGUCAACAUCAACUUCAACAUCAAUAUCACCGACAAAACGGAAAACAGCUUUAUCAGGAGUUAAUAAAACGUUUCCAAAUAAAAAAGUUAAUAAUGGUGCAAUUGGAAUUCGUUCAUUGUCAAGUGCUGGAAAAACUGGUGCGACAGAAAAAUCGAAAACUUUAAAAAGUACAAAUGCUAGUCGUCGCAGUAGUUUAUCUGUUGGAAGUAGUAUUGAUAAGAACUCCAGAGCAGCAACUAUUAGUAAAAAUGCUACGAAAACUAGAGGUCGUGCUGUUAAAGGAGCUGUGAAGAACUCAAGUGAAAAUACUGAUAAAAAGUCGCAAAAAAGUUGUGUUGGAAGCAGUAAAUCUUCUUCAGGUAGUUCUUCUGAUGAUGAUUCAUCUACUGAAGAUGGCAGUUCAUCUGGUUCAGGUAGCACAGCUUCGGGUUCAGAGUCGGGAUCAAGUUCAUCUGCGUCAAGUUCGAGUGGUAGUAUACAAUCCGCAGGCAAGUCCGCAAAUAAAGCAACAAACCGUAAAAAACAAACUUACUCUCGUUCUGUUGAGAUGCGUCAAAAACAAAGAAGAAAAAGUAUUAGUAUUAGUGCUCAAGCUGGUGUUAAUUCUAAAACGCAAAAUACGGCGCUAUCAUUUUCAAGUGAUGAAGAUGAUAUACAUGACGCAGUUAAAAGUAAUAAAUCAGUACCUGUAAAACAAGUAAAGCAUUCCAAUUCGAACAAUUUAAAUCUCCUGUCAAACUCUACAGCUACGUUGUCAAAUCGUGGCAAAGAUUUUCUUUCUCAAAUCGAAAGAGAACUUCAAAAAGAUAAAGGAUCUGGGUGUUCAUCUAGUGAUGAGAGUGAAGUGUUAUUGCCUUUAAAAUCAACAGUAAAUAAAAGUAAUAGUGCGAAAAACUCGAGAAAUACAAACUCAAAUGUUUUGGGAGUCGCUAGUCGUAAGACUGUACAGGAAAUAUAUUCAGAUUCGGAAAGUUCUUCAAGUCCUGAAGAUAAAGAAGAAAGAACUGCCGAGAGUAAUGUAAGUGAUUCACAAAAUCAGCAAACUAUUCGCACAAAAGCAGCUUUGAAAGAAUUUACACUUCAACAGCAAUCCAGUAAGGCUAAAAGAGAUUUGGCACUGGCACUGGCACCACAACAAAAUGUCAUCAAGGCAGAGAAAAAAUCGAGCCGAUCAAUUGAAAGUAAUAUUUUAGAGAGUUCUGUUGAAUCCAGUAACAAGAAUAAAAAGCCAAACGAAACAGUAAAUAAAAAUCAAGUGCAAUCUAAUAAGAGCAAGAAUGAACAGCUCAAAUUUCCAGCAGAUUUGUUGGUUGUUCCUCAGAGACAAGCAGCCAAGAAAGCUUCUGAAAAUAUGCGCUCUACAAAUAUUUAUAGUGGACCUGUUAACUGCACACAACCAAUAUUACCUUCAGUGGUUGGAGCUGCAAGUGUUCCUUUACAGCGAGAAUGUGAUAAAUCAAAGGAAGGUGAAAAGGCAAAACCAAAGGAUUUAAUCUCAGGAAACAAAAAUGAUGAGAAGGCUGAAAAGUUGCGUGCCAAAGAGAAGUCUUUAAUUAGCAGUAGCAGUAAUGUAAGUGGCACGAAAGCUUCAGAAACAGUCGAAAAACCAUCUGGAAAACGAGGUCGUCCACCUAAAGUGACAAAGGAUGCUAAUAAAAGUAUAAAUAGAUCUUCUGCAAUUCUUCCUAAGGAUGUGGAAUUGAUGUCUGAUAUUGGUACUUCAAUGAUCAAUCCAAAAGAAGAUAAAAGUGCCACAAAUAAUGAAAAUAUCGAAAAUAGUGCCAAACGAACAACGUCUUCUGUCGCAAUAACGAAAGAGCCAAGCCCAAUACGAGUACUUUCAGAAUCAGAAAAGUCCGAAAAUAAAAGUGCUUCCAACGCAUCAAAAUCAAACGAUGUGUCAAAGAAUAAUGUGUUUGUAGCUUACGUACCUCAACGGCAAGCAGCUAAAAAAGCAGCCGAACAGCUUAAAAGUAGUGGAAAGAUUCCAUUGGCAUCUGACGUUGUUACUCCUACAGACGAAAAAGAGCGAAUUGUGACUGAAAAGGAUACCAAGAUAAAAACUCCAGAAAAUCGACCUAAGCAAAUGACAGGGCGCAGAAUGUCAGUUCGUGAUACAACACAAACAACACUAAUUUCAGGAAGUGGAGCAAAUGCAGCAAGUGCAGCAGUUAAAGAAAGUGUGCCGAAAACACCAACUAACACAAGGCGUCGCUCUAAAGAUGUAUCCGACAUAAAUCAACAACAAACACCGAAAAAGCAAGUGGAAAAGCGAUUAGCAACAACUACUUCAAGUUCAGAAUCUGAUAGUAGCUCCUCUUCGUCAUCUGGAAGUAGUAGUAGUAGUAGCUCUGAUUCCUCAGAUGAAGCAAGCGAAGUUGAAGAAGAGCGUGUAACUCGUUCAGGUGCUGUCAAUAAGAGAUCGCCCAGAAAAUCGAUUGAUAAACCUAUACCUGUUACUCGUCAAAAUUCGAUAACAAAAUCUCCAAAAGUUUCACCUCAAAAACAAUUACGACGAAAUAUCAGUAAUACCAGUAAUAGUAGCUCAGGUAACAAUGAAGAGAGUUUAUUACCGCCAAAAGCUGUACAGAAACCAGUUAGGAGAAAAUCGACAAUAUCUGAAGAUAAAACGAAGAAAACCGUCACAAAAACAGUAUUAGAAGACGAUAACAGUCCCGAGAUAACAACGAAUUCUGUGCGAACAAGAGCUAUGCGGCGAUCAAAAUCUGGUGCAAUAUCUCCGGUACCAGUUCUAAGUACAGAAGAAAAUGAGGUCGAACCAAAACUUGAUACUAAAGCAAUAUCACAAACAACAACAGCAACAACAACAACAACAACAAGAACAUCAGAUGGAGACCGUGAGAUUAUAAAUGAAGAUAUUAAUGAAAUUUCAGAGAAAAAUAGCAAUAACAAAGUCACAUCGCUGGCUACUCUUAACUUAGAAGAAGAAAUUGCACAACGUAAAGCUUCAAAUACGAAUAUUUCAACGUCAAAUAUAUCUAUUGGCGCUAGAAACCAAAAUAAAAACCUUGGGUCAUUGGAUAAAUUGCUUAACAAGAAAGAGUUGGAAAUUAUUCGCAGUAGUUCUUACUCUUUAAUAACACCACUUACAAGCGUGGAAAAGCAGGAGGAAAUUGACAAAAGCAAUAGUUUAUUAGCACAAAGAAUUAUAAUUGAUACCAAAAAUGAAGCUGGUGAGUUACCAAUGGAUAUAGACGAAGAACUAACGACUGCAUCUCGUCACACAACAUUGCCAUCUAGUAAACUUGCUGAACUGACAGAUAUUGAUGACAAACCUCCGGCAGCACCACUACCCGCCUCGCCAUUACCUUCUCCUGUUGCUUCUAAUGAUGAAUUAACAAACGGUUCAAACGGUUCAAACGGUUCUGAUGAUAAUAAUUCUGAUAAUGACAAUGAUACUAAUUCCCAUCGACGACGUACUCGUCGUCGACGCAUCAAACCUGGUAGCUUGCCAAUGUCGCCCGAAGAACAUACACAUCACACACAACAUUUGCUUAAUGAAAUGGAACUGGUUCAAGCUCUGAGAGAAGAAGAGGAACGUAAAAAUGAACUGGCUAAUGCAAGUAAAUAUUCUGCUUCGUCAUCUUCGCCGGCUGUUGCAGUAAUUCCACCAGAACCUCCAGAAAUUAUUGAAUUGGAUUCAAAUUCCAAUUCAGUAGAAAGUGAACGGCAAAAACAAGAGAAAUCACAGGAUACACUUAGUAUUGGAAAAGCAGCUGCAUCUGUUUCAACUACAACUCCCUCAACGAAUUCAUCUUCAAAUUCUUCAGAAUCUUCAAUUAAGAAGAAUACUCAAGAGAUUGCAAAUGAGCUUCUAAACGAAUCAAAAAUGCCACUUAAUGAAUCUCAGACAAGUUCUAGUUCUAGUUUAAAUAAAAGUGCUAUUUCAGAUAUAGAAAGUGGCCAUCAACCAAUCGUCGACACGAUACUAGAUAUGGUGGAAGAUAAUGAAAAACAAAAAGAGCAACAGAAAAAGCAACAAAUUAGUUUAUCAAACUCCCUACUAGGACCGGUCGCUUUUAAUGCUACUGUAAAUCCAGAUCUGGGACAAGCAACAGGUUUAAGCCUUUUGAAUACAACUGUUGAUUCAGUUAAACAAAUCUCUGAAGAAGAUAGCUUUGAAGCUACUAGAAAUCUGCUAGAAAAAUUAAGAAAAACAAAAAAGAAUCGGCAAGAAGACUCUAAAGAUCCAGAUUUGCUAAUGCCGCCUCCCACUCCCGCAAUACCAUCAGUAUUUCCAUUUCAUAAUGCUGCUGAUCCAGAAGAUAUUAUACAUGUGCAAAAAGAAAACGCUGCUGCAGCUGCUGCAGUUGCGGCUGCUGCAGUUGCUUCUGCUGAGCUCAGUAAUAGUCUGUUUAAUGUUGAAAAGAAUAUAUCUACGGUGGGUUUAAAUGAUGUUUCCAUACCAGUAUCAGCAACAAACUCUUAUAAUACGACACCUCGAUCGGUCGGAUCUACACCGGACGCAACACCAAAUGCAGCAAUAAUGAAUAGUAACAAUAGUAGCAAUUUGGGUCCAAAUGGUCUUCCGUUUGUUGAGAAUACUGUUAAUUUUGGCGAUAAGAACGUUCCAAUGCCUGUGUCAAUAUCGCCAAUGCAACAAAUUCAAAGCCAGCCGCACACUCCUAUUGUUAAUUAUCAUCAACAACAUCAAAUGGAAGUAACACCUAAUGUUGCUGAAAUUUCAUCCUAUCUUCAAAAGGAGCUUAAUGAAAAACCACAGUGCGCUAAAACGAGAUCUGGAGUUGAAUGCUUUAACAAAUUAACAAAUGUUGGGACAGCAAAUACAACACCAGAUUUUGUUGAUUUACAUGCAGCUGCAAAUGCUAAAGAUAAUUUAGAUUUUAUAACAGCAACCGGGUCUGUUGGGAGCAAUAAACUAAUUGUUGAUUGUGAUUUCGAUGAGAACACAAGAAUGCAAUCACCAUAUACAAUGCGUGCAUCUCGAAUUUGGAAUGAAAACGAUUUAAUUGCUGCUAGGCGUUCUUCUUCACCGAGCUCAGUAUCUGAGUCUAAUGAUCAAGCUUCCGCAAUGGAACUCCAACAACAACAACAGCAACAACAAUCACAUCAACAUCAACAAAACAAACAACAGCUUCAGCAACAGCAACAACAACAGCUUCAACAACAGCAGCAACAACCUAAUCAACAACAGCAACAACAACCUAAUCCAACAAUACACCAACAGCAACUUCAUCAAACGAAUCACUCUCAGCAAAUUGGCCAGUCAUUAAAUCCGCAAACGCAUCUUGCACAACAACAACAACAACAGCAACAGCAAAGACUUGCACAGCUGCCAUCAAAUAGUAUGCCCAACAGUAAUGCAAUAAACAAUCAGAACGUAAUGCAAGUGAAUGAUACUCAAAACUGUAAAAACUACUUUGCGUCUAUGGAUGCAUUUGGGUUGCAAACAUCUUUUAAUCAUGCGAUGCCUCAACAACAACAGCAAACUCAUCAACAGUCACCAAUGGUCAAUGGUAUAGAUGCUAUGAUGUCUUAUGGUCAAGGUUACAAUCAGCAAACAACUCCCACACAUGCCACACAUGCUAAUCAGCAACAACUCACACAGACGCCAAAUACAGGUAAUCAAUAUAAUGGUGCAGUCAAUCUAUUCCAUAAUGCUUCAACUUCAUUAUCAAAUUUAAAUCAAAUUCCAUUUGGUUCGAAUGCAUCGGGUGGUGGUGUUAUGUACCCCUCUGGAAGUUGCAUAGGUGGUAAUGUCUCUAUGACAACAGCAACAUCCAACGCCUCGAAUGAUCCGUCGCAGUCGCAUUCCCUCUAUGGAAUGGGAGGAGGCGAUGUGAAUUCAGCUGUAGCAAAUACAGGCAUUAACAACAAUGCUCAACAACCGCAAUAUGGUGGAGCGGCCUUUAGUUCAUCUACUCAUAAUAUUUCACUUACUGCAUCUAUUAUUGGUACACCAACUGGCCCUUCACUAAUAAAUCAUUCACCCCAUCAAGUACAAAUGCAUGGACAGCCACAAUCUUCACAAUACAAAUUCACUCCCCCAGAUGGUGCUAAUUCUGCUUACAAUGCAAUGAUGAGUAGUUGUGUUGAAUCUAUGCUACCUACACAGCCUCAAACAGCAGCUGUUUCGCAGCAAAAUCAGCAGCAUACGUCACCGACGAAGGAAUCACCCACAAAACGUUCUUCAACCCGCUACAAUCAGCAGCAGCAGCAGCAGCAACAGCAGCAGCAUAUACGAAACUCACACAAAUCACCACAAGUGCAGCAUAAAUCACCUGGAAAAUCACCGCGACAAAUGGAAUUAUUAAACAAAUUGCAACUACAACAACAACAACAGCAUACUCAUACUGAUUUUACAAAUAUUCCGCAGAAACCGCCGAAAUAUGAUCCAAUGACACACACUUUGGCAGGUAAGCCACGUCAAAGAGCACCGCGUGGUACUGGAGCUGGUGCGCGUGGUCGGGGUCGUGGUCGGGGACGAGGACGAGGGGGCAGUACGACAAAUGCAAUCAUAUCUUUACCAACCGCUAUUAGUGAUUUUGGUAGUAAUACACACAUUGUAAAUAAUCUAGUCGGUACUCCAUAUGAGUUUAACUACGAUGAAGAUUUGGCAUCUUCUGGCGUAGAAAAUCUCCAAAGUUUACGAGAUCGAAGACGUUCUUUUGAUUGUCGAAAUAAUCCUAAUGUGUUGUCACAUCCACAGACAGCGGCAGAUCAACAUAAAUACACAAGUCCUUCAUAUGCCAGUUGCAAAGUUAGAACGGCUGGAUCGACUCAUUCAGCAGCUGGAUCAACAAGUUCAAUGUCCAAUUGUACUAACGGAAGUAGUCGGGUAUCACAUUUAAGUAAUGCUCUUAAACCGAAUACAACAAAUGAUCACACUGCACAGCAAUCUAUCCUUCACUCUAUUGUGCAGCCGGUACUGCCUGGUCCAGUGGACAUGCGUACCUAUAAUCUUGCUUUCGAAGCACAACAUUCCUCCGCGUCUCAAGAAGCGUACAAUAAUAAUCUAUUAGGUGCUUUUGAGUCAGGAACAGCCGAUCAAACGCUAUCAGAAUUUGAUGAAGAAGAUGAAAAAGAGUUUCAGUCGGUAUUACGAGCUACUGGUACAACAAUUUCUGCAAAACAGUUAAAUCCGAAUGCGUCAGCUGCUCCUAUUAGUAAAACCGAUUCAAGUACAUCAAAAAGUAAUAAUGUAGGUGCGAUGUUGUCGACGCAUUCAAAUGCUGCAGCAUGUGGAAUUUCGAAUACAGUUGUAUCUGAUUUGAUAUUACCGCCAGAUUUACAAACAUCAAUGGAAACUACUUCAGAAGAAGUGUCAAUUGAUUCCGAUACAACACUAGCAACGAAAACAUCUCUUUCGGAUUCACGUAAUCAACUGAAGUUAAAAAUUAAAGGUCCGCUUGCCUACCCUGACAACUACAAUUACAGUACGAGCACAGUUAAUUCGUUGUCGCUGAACUUAAGCUCACAUACAAAUAGUGUAGUGCAGUCCAGUGCAGGAAUGGUGCAGUCAUCGGUAUCGGCACAAUUGACAGCUACAAUUGUCAGUACAUCAACAGGUGGAGGAAGUAGCAGUAGUGGAACGAAUUCUAGACGUAUGCGUAAAAAAGAACUUUUGAGUUUGUAUGUUGUGCAAAAAGAUAACAAUGACGAUUCGUCCAGUGGUCUACCAGCAACAGAUGUGAACUUGUCGAAUGUGAUAGAUGGUAUGAGAAAAGUUGAUGCCUUAGGCAGCGGGUUAGAUGAAUAUAGUGCAGAUUUAAGCACUGGUACAACAAAACGGUUUAAAAAGAAUUCUAGUAGAGAAUUAAGAUCGUUAGAUGUUGCUGAUAUAAGUGAAGUUGGUGGCAAACCUGCAGGUAGCGAGGGUCGUAGGCGUAGUGCGUGUUCGUCGGGUAGUAACGAUAAUGGUAAAAUUGGUGCUGCAUCAAGUGCAGGUAAACGACGUGGUCGCAGUAAAACUCUAGAAGGCCACGAUGAUGAACCUACACCGAAAUUAAAAAUUAAAAUACGUGGAUUAGGUGAUGGUAAUGUAAGUGCGACAACUGUGACAAAUAACAAAAACAUAAAUAAUAGUCAUGCCACCGAAGCAACUAAACGAUUGGUUGCUUGUCCACCAAAGAAACGUUUAACAACUAAUUACGCGCCUCCUACAUUAGAAGACCUUAGACGCGAGUCCAUGAACUACCGUAAAUUGGUUAUGCAAGAUUUUGGUGAUGAUGAAGAUGAACGGACUCGACACAGCAAUACUAGUACACCAUUGCUGGAGCCGACGGAAGAGCUGCAUACUAAAAAACCGAAGUCUUCGAAACCGAAGAAAGAUAAAAAAGAAAAACGGCGCAAUAAGGAGAAAAUAAGCAUUAGUAUUGGAGAGAACGCAGAGAAAAUGACAGCUACUAUUGUCGAAAAUAAUACAAAGGCAUCAACGGGUGAAGUUCCUAAAUUGAUAAUACACUUGGGUAAACGAAAGAAUGAAACUGAUUUGCAAGCACGUGUAAAAACCCCUCCUCCAACAACAACUGACAAUGCAACAAUAGCAGCACCAAUACGUUUAAAAAUUGCACGUGUGUCUGAUGGUGGUGGUUAUGUUAUUGGAUUUAAGAACAAAAAGGCGAAAAGAAAUUCAAUUCCAAAUACAUCGGAACCAAACUCAGCUAUUGGAAAUAAAUGUGAAACUGAAACGCUAAGUAAUACACCAGCUGCUGUUGAAAAUAGCAGCGCGAAACUGAAAACAGUGAUUCCAUCACCCACUGUUGUAGCUGAGCCAAUGAAUAACUUUAUAAAUACCUCACAUGAUCAAAUGACAACUGCCUUAGAAAUGGCAAAAGAUUCGGGUACACCGUCACCACGUCUGGUAAUCGAUGCGGGAAAUGCACACGAUUCUAAUACGGCAAGUUCCUUUCACGAAGAUCACUCAGCGGGCGUAGCAAACACUAAAGUAAAUAACACAAAUUUGCGUACAAGCAACCAACCAAUAUUGAUGACCAAUUGCAAUGAUAACAGCAACAGCAACAGCAAUACCAACAGCAGCUUAAGUGUUGCUAAUAAUAAUAACAAUAACAACAACAACAAUAAUAAUAAUAACAGCAAUAUGAACAAUAACAGCAACAGUCUUACUGGUACCAACAGUAGCAGUACGAAUAGCAACAGCAACAGCAAUAGCAACAGUAACAGUAACAGUAACAGCAACAGUAACAGCAACAGCAACAGUAACAGCGACAGCAGCAGUAACAUUAACAGCAGCAGCACUAGCGAUUUACUUCCAUUAAACAAAGACUGUGAAGUUAGAUGAUAAUCAUAAAGUCUAUUCCAAGUAAUACUUUAUUUAAUUUUUUGUAUAUUUCUGAAAUUUGUAAAUU